AUGUCUACCCCGAACGUUACCACUCCCUCCUUCAUCGUCCGUGUCCCCGCGACCUCUGCCAAUAUCGGCCCAGGUUUUGAUGUCGUCGGCCUCUCCCUCUCCCUCCAUCUCACCCUCCACGUCACACUCGACGCGGAGAAAUCCUCAUCACCCACAUCCGGUCGUCCCCCGCCUCCAGUACUCACUUACUCUGGCGAGGGGGCAUCCGAGGUUCCACUCGACCCUUACAAGAACCUCACCACUCGCGUCGCCCUAUACGUCCUCCGUUGCCACGAUCACCCCUUCUUCCCCCCCUCCCUAACCCACAUCCACGUCGACAACGAGAUCCCAUUCGGCCGCGGCCUAGGAUCUUCCGGUGCCGCCGUCAUCGCAGGCGUCCUUCUCGCAGACGCCCUCGGAAGCCUUCGUCUCUCCCACGAGCGCAUGCUCGAUUUCGCGCUCAUGGUCGAGCGCCAUCCCGACAACGUCACGGCUGCACUCGUUGGCGGCUUUGUGGGCUCUUAUCUUCGCGAACUCGAUCCUGUUGCGACGGAGGCAGCGCAGGUUCCGCUGAGUGAGGUUCUGCCUGAAUAUCCCCCCGAUGCAGGUGCAGACUGGGGUCUCUCCCCGCCUGUCCCGCCAAACGGAAUCGGGCAUUACGUGCGUUUCAACUGGUCGGAUAGCAUCAAGGCUGUCGCCAUCAUCCCUCGGUUUGAGCUUAGCACGGCAAAAGCCCGGGAAGUGCUUCCAGAAUCAUACACAAGGAAAGAUCUCGUCUUCAACAUGCAGCGUCUUGCAGUACUGACGACAGCUUUGGGCCAAUCACCUCCUGAUCCCGAACUUAUAUAUGAGGCAAUGAAAGAUCGUGUUCACCAGCCAUACCGGAAACUUCUUAUACCUGGUCUUCCUGCUGUCACCUCUCUCCUCACCCCGUCCUCACAUCCGGGCCUCCUCGGCAUAUGCCUUUCUGGCGCAGGUCCUACUAUCCUUGCUCUCGCUACACACAACUUCGAAAAAAUUGCUGAAGCCGCACGUGAUAUUUUCAGGACAGAGGGCAUCGAAGUGGACUGGAAGGUGUUAGAGAUUGCUGAGGGAAGUAAAGUUGUGUAUUCUUAGAGCACAAGACCGCGGAUUCGUGUGUCUGGGGAUUGAGCAUGAAAAAGGUCAUAAA
This is a messenger RNA of Serpula lacrymans var. lacrymans S7.9, 1150 nucleotides long. RefSeq lists its product as uncharacterized. Gene Ontology annotation, biological process: L-threonine metabolic process. Bases 1 to 1095 code for a protein of 364 amino acids. NCBI's taxonomy places the organism in Eukaryota, Fungi, Basidiomycota, Agaricomycetes, Boletales, Serpulaceae. The transcript has 3 exons. Gene Ontology annotation, molecular function: ATP binding; homoserine kinase activity. The record is from RefSeq and is a predicted model, not a curated record.